Molecule: messenger RNA, 1836 nt
Organism: Lotus japonicus
Lineage: Eukaryota; Viridiplantae; Streptophyta; Magnoliopsida; Fabales; Fabaceae
Product: AT-hook motif nuclear-localized protein 6-like
Exons: 5
Coding region: 396-1427 (343 amino acids)
Molecular function (GO): minor groove of adenine-thymine-rich DNA binding
Source: RefSeq, a predicted model, not a curated record
UUUCCUGCAAAACCCUAAAUUCACAUACCACUCAGGAGAAUUUCCAAACCACAGUUUGUAUUUUUCUCCAUUAUUCCAUAAUUUUUUCCUGUAAUUUCCAUGUUAAUUUCAAAGCUUUUUGUGUUCUCUUCAAUGGUGUUGAUUUCAGCUUGUUGAGCUGCAAUUUUCUUGGAGACCAAAGCUCAACUGCUUCAAUCUCACUUCUGGGUCUCCUUGUUUAUACAAAAAGUUUCUAUUUUUGAGGUUUCUGUGUUGCUGUAAAUUUUUCAAAAACUCUAGAUUUUUCUGAAUUUUUUGAGUGAUUGGGUGUGAAAACGUUUGAAUCUUGAAUGGGAAGGGUUUAAGCGAAGUUUCAAGGUUUUGGGGUGUCUUAGUUUUCUUUGAUUUGCUCAAAAAUGGAGGAAAGAGAAAAUUUUGGUGGUGGUGGUCAUGGAGUGGUGCGUGAUGAGGCUCCAGGGAGCUUCCACGUGGCUCCGAGGAUUGAGAACAACUUGGAUUUUUCCCGGGCUAUGGUGCCGGCGGCGACGCCGGCGGUGACGGAGAAGAAGAAGAGGGGGAGGCCAAGGAAGUAUGGACCUGAUGGCAGGGCAAUACCAGGUGCAGCAGCUGCAGCUGCAGCAACGCCUCUUUCUCCGAUGCCGAUUUCGUCUUCGAUUCCGUUGACCGGAGAUUUCUCUGCCUGGAAGAGGGGUAGAGGGAGACCUGUUGAAUCUAUUAAGAAGUCAUUCAAGUUGGAUUUUGAAAGUCCAGGUCCUCCAGCUGCACCAGGACCAGGUGAGGGAAUCGCAUACUCUAUUGGAGGCAAUUUCACAGCACAUGUGCUUACAGUUAAUUCUGGCGAGGAUAUUACUAUGAAGAUUAUGUCCUUCUCUCAACAAGGAGCACGUGCUAUAUGCAUUCUCUCUGCAACUGGCACAAUUUCAAAUGUUACACUUCGUCAACCAAGUUCUUCUGGGGGUACUUUAACAUAUGAGGGAAGAUUUGAGAUUCUUUCCUUGUCUGGCUCCUUUAUGCCAACCGAUAAUGGAAUUACAAAAAGUAGAUCUGGUGGGAUGAGCGUCUCUUUGGCGGGGCCAGAUGGUCGAGUAAUGGGUGGUGGGCUAGCUGGUCUGCUGAUAGCAGCUGGUCCUGUGCAGGUUGUUGUGGGGAGUUUUCUUCCUGGCCACCAUCUGGAGCAUAAAGCCAAGAAGCACAGGGUGGAGCAUGUAUCAACUAUUCCCACCACUACACAUGCUCCUCAUAUGUCUAAUGAGGAAAUAAAAGUAAGUUUUGGUGGAUUUAAGCCUAUCAUGACACCUGCUGCAUUUCAAGAAGAGAACAAUGCUUCUUUUAACAACAAUGCUCAACACUCUAGGAACUCAUCUGCUGAUGAUAAAGAUGAUCCUUUACCUGAAAAGGAGUCUAAGAUAAACCAAUCAAAUGCUUAGACAGCAGCAUCAUGCUGAACAUGUUCCACUGUGAAUUAUUUGGUAUUCUGCAGAGUCAACCUCAUUUGGGCUCACUCACUGAUGCUGACAUUAACUUAUCAACACAAACUCUUAUGGUCAGAUGAGUGUCACACAAUGGUUUUGAUUCAAAGUUCACUAUUUAGUGCUAGAUGUUAGUUGGGAAAUCUGGUUGUUAGGGUUUCUAUGUGUCAGUUGAUGUAUCCCUGUAAUGUUUACUCAUUGUUGUAGCAGUUAGAUGUAGGAUAUAUGUUUGUGCCACUUUUUUUCUCCCUUGAUUACAUUCUAUAUGGAUAUUGUAAGUGUGAGUGGAUGUGAGUGCUUCUGAUAUGUAACUUAACAGUUUAUAAUUAUUUGUUGUGAAAGAAGAAACUGCAUAUUAGUCUCUUAA